Molecule: messenger RNA, 882 nt
Organism: Moneuplotes crassus
Lineage: Eukaryota; Ciliophora; Spirotrichea; Euplotida; Euplotidae
Source: the annotation of a GenBank genome assembly
AUGCAAUCUAACCAGCAUUUAAAGCAAGAGCACCAUCAUAUCUUUUCCCAAUCAAACUUUGGAGACCAAAAAGAAAGCUUGGCUUUAGAAACAUCUGUGUCAAGAGAUACUCCUAUCUUAGAGAAGAUUCAGUUAGAAGAAGAGAAGUAUCCGGAAGUUUUCGGAAAAGAAGAGGCAAAUCUGGAAGAAGAGAAUAAAGCCGAGCAAGUUUCACAAGAAGAUCUCUUAAUAUAUAAAGAAGUCACUUACUCCGAUGGAAGCUCUUACAAAGGACAAGUCAAAGCUGCCACUGAGGAGAGGCAUGGCCAAGGAACUUAUCUGUGGGAGGAUGGGAGAAAGUACAUUGGCCAGUGGAAAAAUGGACUAAGAGAAGGUUAUGGCACUUGGUAUUAUAAAAGUGGAGAUAUAUACGAAGGAGAGUGGGUAAAUGAGAUGUUCCAUGGUAAUGGAUUAUACACUUGGAAGGACGGAACAACUUACAAAGGAAAAUGGAGAAAUGACUGAAUCAAUGGAAAAGGACUCUACAUACAAUUAGACGGGUAUUCUUACGAAGGAGAGUAUAAAGAUAACAUGAAGCAUGGACAGGGAGUUGAAUUAUAUACCAAUGGAAACAGAUAUGUCGGACAAUUUCAGAAUGGCUUAAAACAUGGAGAGGGAGUAUAUACUUGGAUGGACGGAAGGACUCAUGAAGGACAUUGGGAAUAUGAUAAGAAGAAUGGCUCUGGAGUCUAUAUUGAUCCAGGCAGAAGGAGAAGAUAUGAAGGAAAUUGGAAGGACGAUAAAUUGCAUGGAAAGGCUACUCUUAUUUCUAGUAGUAGAGAAAGAAUCUCUGAGCAUUAUGACAAUGGCAAAAUGAUGCCAGUCCUGAAAUUCUGAAGAUAA